CCAAGCCGGAAGUAGAGUGAACUGACGCACGUCAACCGGAACAGCUGUGCAAGGGCCCCAAAACAGAAAACAUCAAGACAAUAUUUUAGUCUGAAUUAAAGCUGGAUCAAGAUGACUACACCUGAAAAAUACCCUAGGUCUUCAAUUGAAGAUGAUUUCAACUAUGGAACAAAUGUUGCGACAGCGAGUGUGCAAAUCCGGAUGGAUUUCCUGCGCAAGGUAUACACCAUCCUUUCUCUUCAGAUCAUCCUGACCACGGCUACCUCUGCUCUCUUCAUGUACUGUGACACCAUCAAGGACUUUGUCCAUUCAAGUCCAGCGGUUGUGUUGGUGUCAGCCAUUGGCUCCCUGGUGUUGAUCAUUGCCCUGGCCUUCUACAGACAUCAACAUCCCAUUAACCUGUACCUGCUUGCCGCAUUCACUCUGUUGGAGUCGGUCUCUGUUGCUACCGCAGUGACCUUCUAUGAGUAUUCCAUCGUGCUCCAGGCCUUCUUCCUCACAGCAGCUGUGUUCCUUGGGCUGACUGCCUACACCUUCCAGUCUAAGAGAGACUUCAGUAAACUGGGAGCUGGGUAAGAGGCCUUAAACUCCUCUCAUAGACCCGGCUGUGUCUGAAAUAGCACCCUCUUUUUCAACAGUAGUGCACUAUGUAGGGAAUAGGGCUCUGGUCUAUAGUAGUGCACUAUGUAGGGAAUAGGGCUCUGGUCUAAAGUAGUGCACU
This is a messenger RNA of Oncorhynchus nerka (sockeye salmon), 721 nucleotides long. It is a transcript of the gene tmbim4, whose product is annotated as transmembrane BAX inhibitor motif containing 4. NCBI's taxonomy places the organism in Eukaryota, Metazoa, Chordata, Actinopteri, Salmoniformes, Salmonidae. The transcript has 5 exons. The record is from RefSeq and is a predicted model, not a curated record. Gene Ontology annotation, biological process: negative regulation of apoptotic process. Bases 112 to 576 code for a protein of 154 amino acids.